AUGGGUCAGCGCCUGAGCGAGGAAAGUGACCCAGAUAAGGAAAUCGAUGUUGCCGAGCUGCAGGAAUGGUACAAAAAAUUUGUUGUGGAAUGUCCAAGCGGGACUCUCUUCAUGCACGAGUUCAAGAGCUUCUUUGGUGUCACCGAUAACAAGGAGGCCGCGGAUUACAUUGAAAACAUGUUUCGAGCCUUUGACAAGAAUGGGGACAACACCAUUGAUUUCCUGGAGUACGUGGCAGCCUUGAACUUAGUCCUGAGGGGUAAACUGGAACACAAGCUUAAAUGGACAUUCAAGAUGUAUGACAAAGAUGGAAGUGGAUGCAUUGAUAAAACAGAGCUGAAAGAAAUUGUGGAGUCUAUUUAUCGACUGAAGAAAGCUUGCCAUGGAGAGCUGGAUGAAGAGUGCAAUCUGCUGACCCCAGACCAAGUGGUUGACCGGAUAUUUGAGCUUGUUGAUGAAAAUGGAGAUGGGGAGCUCUCGCUGGAUGAGUUCAUUGAUGGAGCGCGGAGAGAUAAGUGGGUGAUGAAGAUGCUGCAAAUGGACGUCAACCCCGGGGACUGGAUGAGCGAGCGAAGAAAAAGUACUGACUUCUAA
Molecule: messenger RNA, 594 nt
Organism: Scomber japonicus (chub mackerel)
Lineage: Eukaryota; Metazoa; Chordata; Actinopteri; Scombriformes; Scombridae
Gene: guca1b
Product: guanylate cyclase activator 1B
Exons: 4
Coding region: 1-594 (197 amino acids)
Biological process (GO): visual perception
Cellular component (GO): photoreceptor inner segment; cone photoreceptor outer segment
Molecular function (GO): calcium sensitive guanylate cyclase activator activity; calcium ion binding
Source: RefSeq, a predicted model, not a curated record